Porites evermanni is the source of this 987-nucleotide messenger RNA. The record is from the annotation of a GenBank genome assembly. Lineage: Eukaryota; Metazoa; Cnidaria; Anthozoa; Scleractinia; Poritidae.
AUGCCUCGCAGUAUAUUCUCUGUCCAGGAGCGAGUCCUUCUUGUGUCUUGUAUGUAUCUCUGUGGCAAUCAUCACCAAGUUAUUGCACAUGACCCCGAGUUGCUUAAAUCAGUCCGUGAAGCAGGGAUUAGAAUUCCAUUUAUUCUCUUUCAUGAAUCUGGUAUGACAAAAGAACUUCAUAAUUUUAUUUCAAGCAGUAUUCAAGCUGGGCUCUGUAUACAGGACAUUGAGAGCAUGUUUUUAAAUUUGUAAAGUUUGCAUCACAGCAGCAGAGCCUACUUGUAUUAUUCUCAAGCCACAUUGUCCAUGGAUAGUUAUGAACAGUGUAAUUUUCCGCUUUUUAAUCCAAAGAGAGAUUCCAUCGGAAGAAUGCUGAUCACAAGAGCAUUUCUGCGAGCUUUUAGUGAGUGCGAAGGUAUGUAUACACAGCACAUGGCUAGCCAUUGUGGUCAUUGGCUGUCAGCAGACCACACAUUCAAAGUAUCUGCUAAUAUCGGUUAUUGGAGUAACCAAAAGUGGAUCAAAUUAUACAAUGCUGUGUUUAUUGUGAUGAAUGAAGAGAAUAAGGUACUUGCAUGGCAACUUACAAGAGGUACUUCUAUUGAUACAAUGCAGUCGCUUCUCACUGGAUUAUAUCAAAGACAUCAAAAUGCACAACAAGAGAUAGAAGGCAUUAUUAUUGACAAUUGUUGUAUAGUGAAGAACAAAAUAAAUGCCAUAUUUGGAAGUAGGGUCUUAAUCAAGCUUGAUUUGUUCCAUGCAAUAAAAAGAAUCUUGGAGAAGAUACCGAGAAAAGGAGUGACGUCUGAAGUUAGAGAAGUUAGGCAAGUCAUGAUUAAGGACUUAAGAUUGUGUUUUCGCGACGAAAAAGAUAUUGGACAAACAAGGAAGAAACCAACACCCCCUUCAGACAAGAUGCAAAAAAAUUUGCAGGACUUUUUGAAGAAAUGGUCUUCUGAGCUACUUGAUGAUAUGAAAGACUACUAG